Dendronephthya gigantea is the source of this 1723-nucleotide messenger RNA. Its product is annotated as interferon-inducible GTPase 5-like. Gene Ontology annotation, cellular component: endoplasmic reticulum membrane. The record is from RefSeq and is a predicted model, not a curated record. Gene Ontology annotation, biological process: cellular response to interferon-beta; defense response. The coding region runs from base 237 to 1583 and encodes 448 amino acids. Gene Ontology annotation, molecular function: GTPase activity; GTP binding. NCBI's taxonomy places the organism in Eukaryota, Metazoa, Cnidaria, Anthozoa, Malacalcyonacea, Nephtheidae. The transcript has 5 exons.
UGAAAUAUCAACAAACGCAACCUUGCGUUUAGUACGAAGGUUAAAGAGAAAUGAGAAACGUUACAAAAGCUGUGUUGUAUGAGUCCGUAAAUAAGUAGAAUCACAGUCCAGAGAACUGACAUCAAAAGCAAAAGAUGGAAAUUUUACCAACUUUGCCUGAGUUGGAUCAAGUGGCUGUGGGAAGUCUGCCUUUAUCAAGGCUGUGAGAGGUGAUUUGCACCAAUACAUAAUCAGCGAUGGGCAAAACUCAGUCAAAACAGUCAGAACCCGAGUCAAAGAGUGUGAUUAAGAAACAGACAGAUGAACUAAAGAUUGGUGUCUUUGGAGGAUGUGGCGUUGGAAAGUCAAGUUUUAUCAAUGCAUUCAGGGGGAUAAAUGAGGAUGACGUUGACGCCGCAAUGACGGGCGUUCUCGAGACAACAACUGAACCUACUUGUUAUACACAUCCUGGGAAUCCAUAUAUUAAGUUGAUAGAUACGCCGGGAUACGAAACACCACUUAUUCCAAACCUGGAGAUUUUCUGUCAUAGAGUUGACUUAGAAUCAUGCGACAUGUUUUUAAUACUAAUCUCUACGAGGUUCACAUAUUUCGAUUUACAUCUGUUUCGAAAAAUCAAGGCACUGGAUAAACCACUCUUGUUAAUAAGGACUAAAAUUGACAUCGAUAUACAGCAUGAAAGGCGCAAAAGAAGAUUGAACAAGGACGAUGUUUUAAGCAGAAUUAGAGAAUACAUAUUGUCAAUUAUGAAACAAUUUGAAAUAGGUGAAAACAACCUCUUUCUCAUCAGUAACUGUGAUCCAUAUAAAUGGGAUUUUCCACGCCUGUUCGAUGCCAUCUUUAAAAUGUUGCCGGCUUAUCAAAAGGAGGCCUUGUCACCCUUAUCGUUUAAGAGAUCAUGCCAAGAAAAAACAGCAUGGUCGACAGAGGAAAAUCUUCAUGACGAGGGAAGAAAUGGUAAAGAAAAAGGGGAUUCAAGCAGCGAAGAAUUUCUGAAAAACAAGCUUAAAGCAUGGAAAGGAUUGAAAAUACGAUAUGGCAUAACAGGAGAUAGUGGCGCCGGAAAAUCAGCCUUUAUCAACGCCAUAAGAGGACUCCAUGAUGACGAUUAUGAAAAUGGUGCAGCUCAUGUUGAUGUUACUGAAGCAACCAUGGAGCCAACGGAAUACAAACAUCCUUUGUACCCAACGAUUAGCUUUGUGGAUUUACCUGGCAUUGGAACGCCGAAAUUCCAUAAUUUUGAAAAAUAUUGUAAGGACAUGAGAUUGAAGGAUUACGACAAAUUCCUCAUUUUCACUGCAACGCGUUUCACAGUAAAUGAUUUGAAUUUAGCAAAGAAAGUAAAAUCUCUUGGAAAACCAUUUUUUCUCAUUCGUACAAAGAUCGAUAACGACUGUUUUUCAGAAUCAAGGAAAGAGUCAUUUAACGAAGAAGAAAUGUUAAAAAAUAUUAGAAAGAGUUACUGUGAAAAGACGAAAGAUUUAAUGGUCACUGAAAAUAAAAUCUUCCUAAUAAGUAAUUAUGAUAAGGAGAAAUGGGAUUUCACACGACUAGUUACAGCAAUCAGCGAAGAGACACAAAGUUGAUACUAUGUUUAUCGCAUGAAGGGAGAACAAUGUUUGAUUGUUUAAUAUUUAAUUAUCUGUUUGGUCUUACGCACAUUACCUAUCACAUUUCCAAUGCUAAACCAUUUAUAUAUUAGAAUCAAUAACUUAAGGAAUUUAUU